This is a messenger RNA of Symbiodinium necroappetens, 2207 nucleotides long. The record is from the annotation of a GenBank genome assembly. Lineage: Eukaryota; Dinophyceae; Suessiales; Symbiodiniaceae.
GCUGCUUUCAAUGCGUUUCUCGUCCCAGAGCGGAAGCGCCGAUCGCCGAGGUUCCGGAGUCGCCUUCAUCCACAUCUGCCCAGUACGACUUGACGGAUCCCAAGAGCUUGGCCGAGUACCUCAACGACGCCAACAUCCGCCUGGUCCGGGCCGAGUACUUGUACGAGCUGCUGAAGUCGAAGAGCCUCUUGCCUAGACGCCAAGAAGCCGAGGAGUGGGGCCUGGUGACGCAUGCAGAAGUGAGGGCGUGGGCCGACGGAACUCGGGAUGCGAUGAUCUGCUCGGUGUCCCACGCUUGGGAGAGUCGGGAGCAUCCGGACCCAUGCGCCCACCAAUUGAAGUGCCUGGUUGACGUCGUGUCGCUCUUCGAUGCAGCCUACUUCUCGGAUGUGUGGCUUUUUUACGAUUAUGUGUCUCUCUUUCAGUUCAAGCGGGAGUCGGACGCAGAAGAAGAGAGCUUUCGACGGUCAAUGCAGGACAUGCACGUCUUGUAUGCCCAUGAGUGCACCCGAACUUUCCGCAUAGAAAACCUCACCCCAGACGAUGUCUGGGAAGCGGCGAGCAAGAAUUCUGAGUAUCGAGUACGAGUGUACGACGCAAGGAGCGCGGUGGUCCGAGACCGUCCGCUCAAAGAGCUCGUCGCGAACCGGGUUCUUUACAGAACGCGCGGGUGGUGCAAGGCAGAGGUUGAGUGGUCCUCCGCCCGGAGCCAUUCCGAACACAACCACUGGAUCGAUGCUCCCGAGUCUCAAACUUUUGAGCCAGAGCUGCUGGGCAAAGUGCCCAUGGCUCCGGAGAUUUUCGAAAAAGACAUGGACUCGGCAGCCUUCACCCAUCGGUCUGAUGCCGAAGAGGUGAAGAAGCUGCAGUUCAAGGUUUUCCUCCAGAAAGUCUCCGAGUGCGAAGAGGCGCUCUUCGAACUUCUGCCCGAAGGGCAGCUGGGGCAGCUGGCAAAGGCCCUGCCUUACUUCAAGAAGCUGAGGGCGCUGAGGCUCCGGGACUUUAAGGUGGGCCGAGCAGAGGCUAGGGAGUUCGCGCAGGCGCUGGCAUCGAACCAAACGAUUCGCGAGCUCGAGAUACGUGGCCUGAGCUGGUUUCGCGUUGAGCAUGGAUAUGUCGGAUAUGGUUUCCUAUGGGAGGUGAUCGCUGAAGCUUUGAAGACCAACUCCACCCUCACCAGCAUCAACUUCGCAAGGAGUCGCUUCGGCGUGGAGAGUGGCAAGGCGAUGGGCGAAGCGUUGAAGACGAACUCCACGGUCACCAGCAUCAACCUCGAACACAACAACAUCCGCGAUGAGGGUGCGCAGGCGAUCGCCGAAGCAUUGAGGAGCAACUCGACGCUCACCAACAUCAACCUCGCAUGGAACCGCAUCGACGUGGAGGGCGGUAAGGCGAUCUGCGAAGCGCUGAAGAGCAACUCCACGCUCACCAGCAUCAACCUCAAAGGCAACGACGACAUCAGCGAGCAGGUGCUUGCGGAGAUAGAGAAGAGGUGCCCACGAGAAGAGGCUCCGGAAGCUGCAAAGGCUUGGACGGGGCGAGUGCGCAUAGAGGAACUCGCAGAGCGAUUGAACGUACACUGCAACCCCAACAAGUUGAGCUUCGAGCAUUUUCGUCUCGACGUCGAAACGGUACAGGCGAUCAGCGAAGCGUUGAAGAGCAACUCCUCGCUCACCCACAUCAACUUCUAUAACUGCUACAUCGGCGAUGAGGGUGCGGAGGCGAUUGGCGAAGCGCUGAAGACCAACUCCACGCUCGCCAGCAUCAACCUCGAAGCCAACGACAUCGGCGUGGAGGGUGGGAAGGCCGGGUGGUGCCAGGGAUUGGCAAAAGCAGAGGGGUCGGGGGGUUCCAAAGGUCCGCCAGCAGUAGCCACCGCUGUCUUGCCGUUUCCCUGCGAGGCGCUUGCCGAGGCUCUGAAGAGCAACACAACAGUUCGCGAAAUUGAGCUCGGCGGAAACUUCAUCUCCGCCCAGUGCGAGCUUGAGCUCGUCUACGGAAACAACAUCCCCCUCUGGAGUGAGCAGGCCUGGGCGGUUCGCAGGGCUCGUGCCGCGGUUUCCGAAGCCUUGUCUUUUAGAGGCCCUCGAGGCGGCUACCGGAGGAAGGCCCGGCGGGGUCCCGGAGAGAGAGGGACUUCUGAGGGUGCGCUGGCAGGGCGAUUCCCGUCAUGCACCACCUGCCCUACUGAGGUUGAGCUUUGCUGA